Cuscuta campestris is the source of this 950-nucleotide messenger RNA. The record is from the annotation of a GenBank genome assembly. NCBI's taxonomy places the organism in Eukaryota, Viridiplantae, Streptophyta, Magnoliopsida, Solanales, Convolvulaceae.
CCGCCUCGAUAAUCUCUUCAAACAGCGUCUCCGCUUCAUUAACUUCCUUCGCAAGACACAAUCCCCUCAAGCUCGAGCUUCCGUCAAUGGCGGAAGUGCCGGUAGCAGCUCUCGCGGUAGAGGUUUCGUCUUGCCUGGUGCGACUGUGGCGACCAUUGCUAUGCUAGGCGCUCUUCAUGCUCGCCGUCUCUAUGAUGAUAAAAAGAUUGAAGAUGCAAGACAGAAGGGAAUCGAGAUGGAAUUCCAACCUGAUGUGAAAGCAUCAUUUAUGAGAUUGCUACCUUUGCGCUCCAUUUCCAGGUUCUGGGGGUUCAUGACUAGUGUGGAGUUUCCAGUGUGGAUGCGUCCAUAUGCAUAUAGAGCAUGGGCUCGCGCUUUUCAUUCAAACUUACAAGAAGCAGCUUUGCCUUUAGAAGAAUACUCAUCUUUGAGGGAGUUCUUUGUCCGUACUCUUAAAGAGGGUUCCAGACCCAUUGAUUUCGACCCAUGUUGUCUGGUUAGCCCAGUAGAUGGAACCGUUCUAAGGUUUGGGGAGUUGAAAGAAGUAGGGAGUAUGAUUGAACAAGUAAAGGGGUUUUCUUACUCUGUUCCUGCACUUCUUGGCGGAACGUCAUUCCAAUCUAUGACUGAAACUGAAGCAGAUGAUAAUGAACGAAAAAAUGGUCGUAAUGGAAACUCUGACCCGGAGACAACUAAAAAAUCAUGGUGGAGAGUUUCAUUUGCUUCUCCAAAAGUCAGAGAUCCUGCCCCAGCACGGUAUUCCCUGAAGCACUAUAAUGCUAUGUCUACUUAGCAGUUGAUGCACGGGGGAGACUUUGGAGGGCUCAGCGCCUCAGCCUAUAUCUUGAUAUAGACCCUUGGAUCCCGCUUAUCUUCAAUCAAUUUCCAACAGGCGCCAAACUACAUUUUUGGGUUUGUUUUCUCAUUUUUAUUUGAUAAGAAAUCCGGGG